Lycium barbarum (goji berry) is the source of this 1087-nucleotide messenger RNA. Its product is annotated as glutathione transferase GST 23-like. The record is from RefSeq and is a predicted model, not a curated record. Gene Ontology annotation, biological process: glutathione metabolic process. Bases 223 to 906 code for a protein of 227 amino acids. The transcript is spliced from 2 exons. Gene Ontology annotation, molecular function: glutathione transferase activity. Gene Ontology annotation, cellular component: cytoplasm. Lineage: Eukaryota; Viridiplantae; Streptophyta; Magnoliopsida; Solanales; Solanaceae.
UAGAAAAAUACAAAUAAAUUCUCUAAACUUGGUAUAAUCAAUAAAAUUUUACGCGCUUAUAACAGACCGUUUGUCGUUACAUUGAUUUUUCUAAUGAUUGAAGCUUUGCACAACCACCAUUUUUUUCUACUAUUAUUUAUUCACCUGUUGCAGUUGAAGAUGCUGUCUUAUUAAGGAGUCCAAUAGAAGAAUCAUAUUGGUCAUAGAAGCAAAGGUAAUUGCAUGAGUACUAAAGCAGAUCUGAAGCUGUUGGGCACCAGAGUGAGCCCGUUUGUGUGGACAGUGAUUUGGGCACUAAAAUUGAAAGGCUUAGAUUAUGAAUUCAUAGAAGAAGAUCUGUCAAACAAAAGCCCAUUGCUUCUAGAAAUGAAUCCUAUUGACAAGACUGUUCCAGUACUAGUUCAUGGUGGAAAGCCAAUAUGUGAAUCCCUUAUCAUUCUUCAAUACAUAGACGAUACAUGGCCUCAAAAUCCCAUCCUGCCUAGAGAUCCUUUUCAAAGAGCCUCUGCACGAUUUUGGGCUAACUUCUCUGAGGAAAAGCUAUGUGGACCAUCAAGAGAUGCAUUUUAUUACACUGGAGAAAAACAAGCCAAGGGGGUUGAAACAAUGAAAGAGGCAUUGGGAAUUCUUGAAAGUGAACUAACCGGAAAAAAAUUCUUUGGAGGAGAUGAGAUUGGAUAUGUGGAUAUAGUAGUAGGAUGGUCAACAUACUGGCUCCAGUUUGUGGAAGUAGCUGCAAAGUACAAGGCAAUGGACUCAACAAAUUAUCCUCAAAUGGAUAGGUGGAUGAAAAACUUUUGGGAAGUGCCAUUAAUUAAAGAUAAUAUUACACCUUAUGAUGGAAUGCUCAGUAUCUACCAGGCUUAUAGAAAAAUGUCUCUACUUGCUUUUGCCAAUGAUAGAUAAUAGAGUUUGUUUCUGGGAUAUUAUUUCCAUUUGUCUCACUUUUUGAUCUUUGGUUUUGUCUCUCUGUACCAAGUCCUUUAGAGUAAUUGUUUGUCUUAAUUAAGUUGCAAAAAUAAACAAGAAAAUGUUCCUUACAGUAAUUGUUUGUCUUAAAAAAUGAGAAUGUAUUUGAUUUUCCUUC